Seminavis robusta is the source of this 1806-nucleotide messenger RNA. NCBI's taxonomy places the organism in Eukaryota, Bacillariophyta, Bacillariophyceae, Naviculales, Naviculaceae. The record is from the annotation of a GenBank genome assembly.
AUGAAGGCAAAGGUGCAGCAGAAACAAUCUCGAAUACAUCCAAGUUUGGCACCGCCCUCAUCCAAGAGAACAUAUGGAGCGUGGGUGAUACCCUUCGCGGUGUUGGGGAUUACUGUUCUUCAUGUCUUUAUCAACAUUUUGCCCCCACGAAAUCCCAGUAAUAAGACUAUACGAUUCCGUUCCUCUCAAGAGCCCUUAAUGAUGCAAUCGCAACCAAGUGACAUCCUGACAAAUGCAACGACAUCUCUUCUUCUUACGAAAACGGCUCCAACGACAAACGAUGUCGUUGUCACCACGGAGACAGCAACAGCAACAAAGGAGCUUCCACCAAAGUCACCCCAAGAGUGGAUAGAAACUUCAACUUCCACUUCCACGGCAACCACAACAACAACAACCGACGACAACGGGAAGGGGUCAGAUAAUCCCAACAAGACAGUCACGGCCGCUCCAGUAUAUCUGAAGGAAAGAAAACAAGAAGACAAUCCGCAACAGGAAGUACCGAAUCUGCCAGAGAAGGAAGAAAAAGACUUACCAGCGAAGGAUGAAAACGAACAAGGGAAGGACAUCCCAAUAGAAGAACCUAAAGAGUUGCCAGUGCAUGCAGACCAAAAACAGACGGCGACAGAAGAAAAGGCGAAGGAGCCACUUCAGGAAAAGGAGGACAAGGACAAUGAAAUCCAAGAGAAUCAACAUUUGGUCUCUGGAACCAACAUAACCACAAAAUCAGCAGAGAAGAAACCAGAGCUUUCCAUCCAGAGAGAGGAGGAGGAAGUCAACCAAGCAUCCUCCAUUCAAACCACAGAUACUGGAACUGGUGGAUCCCUACCGGAACCAACUACUGGCCAGGCAGAACCGCAGAACGAGAACGAUGUUAAAAAACUGAAGGUAUACACGAGUCGAAAGGAGGCGUUGUCAGACAAACGACAUGCACGAGUCAAAACCACCAUCAGUACAACGAAAAGGAAUGUGAAUCGACUCAGGGGUACCAUCAGAGACUGGAAACCAUUGAAAAAAACUUCCUCCAGAGCAAGAGCAAGGCAAUCCUUGUCAAAACCAACCACGUACACUGACUCUCGCUUCGAGGAAAUGAAGGCGUAUAACGGUAGCGUGUUCCAUCACCCAGAAGAUAUUCCUUCACAGGUUGUCUCCAAUAUGGAUGCCAUUCUGGUUGUGGGAGGAGGAAUGUUCUCAUCCCAAAAAGAGCCGUCUCCAGUCGUUCAGCAGACAUUGGAAGACGUUAUAACGCUUCUGGGUAAUGGGACUGCCAAUGGUGCCCAAGCAUCAGGCAACAAUACUACGUUGCCUAUUCUGUGCUUGUCGAACCACGCCCCACCGGCAGGAUCGUCGUUGUCACAGGCUGCCAUUUCAGCUUCGUAUCUGAUGAAAGAAGGAAAGCGGAUUGGAUUGGAUCCAGAUCACAUCUACAUGGAAUCCACCUCACUGGAUCUGAUAGGAGCGGCCUUUUACAGCAGAAAGAACUUUGCCGACAGCAUGGGUUGGAAAAAUCUUUUAAUUGUUGUCAACCAGCUGGUACAGCCAUACACAGAGGCUGUCUUUCAAUGGAUCUACGGCCUGGAUGCCAGCAACAGAGCGCAAGGAGACUUCAAUCUUUUGUUUUUGGUGCCCCCUGAUAUUGUUGUGGAGACCCCGCCAUAUAUAAACACACACCCCGAGAAGGUUGCCCAUGUCGCCAAGAAGCUGGCACCACGCCUCAGAACGAUGCAGGACGUCCAUCAUUUUCUAAACCAUGAACAUGAACUGUAUUCAGCCAGACAUGUUGUCCAGAGCAUGGCUUCUGUCUUUUAG